Molecule: messenger RNA, 3043 nt
Organism: Fusarium oxysporum Fo47
Lineage: Eukaryota; Fungi; Ascomycota; Sordariomycetes; Hypocreales; Nectriaceae
Exons: 2
Coding region: 42-2732 (896 amino acids)
Molecular function (GO): ADP binding; protein binding
Source: RefSeq, a predicted model, not a curated record
GCGACUUUCGAAAGAUUGGCGCGCUAAUAAUUAGCAACAAAAUGGAUCAGCCAGCUUUGCAUCGACGCGGCGUCACUCGCAGCCGAUUUGGCGAUAAUGCUAGAAUUAACUUGGGUGAUAUCCAUUACCACUUGCCCCACCCAGCGGCCCGCGCCGAAGUCAUCCGCGUCAUCCCAUAUCCCCGCAAUGAGGACCUGGUCCAUCGUCGAGAUCUCAUCGACAGACUACAUAAGCUUUUGCCACCGACGGCGGGAUCCUGUUGUGCCGCGCUUUGGGGCCUAGGAGGAUCAGGCAAGACACAGAUCGCGCUAGACUACGCAUAUCGACGAUGUGACGCCGACGAUGACUGCUGCGUAUUUUGGGUGCACGCCGACAGCGAAGCGACAUUUCUGGCCGAUUAUAAGACGAUUGGCAAGAAGCUCGGGGUCGAUGAGCGGCUUGACGGGAGAGAUCUGCUAGAUGCGGUAUGCAACGAGAUCGAAGCUCGACCCAAAUGGUUGAUGAUCCUCGAUAACGCCGAUAACCUGAGGUUGUUUGGAGUGGGUCAAACGAAAGGGGAAGGGAUGGACGAGAACCUACAUAAAUACGUGCCUUGCAUGUCACAAGGGACGGUGCUGUGGACGAGUCGAGACGCCCAUAUUGUAGGCACGCUUGUUGGAGCGCGUCGUGGUAUCGAGGUGCGGUCGAUGGCCGUAGGUGAGGCAACAACACUUCUCGCAAGGGUCCGAGAUGAGCCUUUAACUGCGGAAGAGGCAGUGGAGGAGGCAGGAGUGAAUGCUCUUCUGCAAGAGCUGCAAUGCCUCCCACUGGCGAUCUCACAAGCCGGCGCAUACAUGCGGCGGAUGUCGAUGACAGCCGAGCAGUACCUGGAUCUCCUCGGACAAGGCAAGACUCGAUGGGAGGUGCUAAAGGUGAGCAAUUCUGACCGACAUCGACGACCGGAGGUAUCGAAUAGUGUGCUUGAGACAUGGAGGAUCUCGACAGAGCGGAUUCGAACAGAGAGCCAGAUAUCGUACCAGAUACUCCAUGUGGUUGCAUAUGUGGAUAGUCAAGAUAUACCGCAAGAGUUGAUGGUGGCGGCUGGUCGAUAUGAUGCCGGCUCUGUCGGUUCUGUUGGCUCUCAAGACUCAACCAGACAAGUCUCGGAGCUUGAGGUCCUGGAAGCCAUCACACGACUAAGAGAGUUUUCUUUUCUCGGCUUGCGUCAGACAGAUGAUGGUGGCCGAAGGUACGAGAUGCAUAAGCUCAUGCAAGAGGCUAUACGAUAUGGGCUGAGGGUGAGAGGCUCUGUAGUGCCAACCAUUGGCAAUGCAUUAAAGCUAGAUAAGGGGCCAAAAGAGGACGAGGGAUACUACUAUAGCAAGGCGCUGCAGGUAGUGGACGACCUCUUCCCGUCAUCAGAACCUGCUACAUGGGUACAAUGCAAGGAGUACCUGACACAUGCUAUUCGAGUAGGUGAGUGGGCGGAGGUAGGCGGGGCAGGGGCCAAGACGGCAACUCUGCUUCAAAGAGUAUCGCGCUUUCUGCACGAUCGAGGGCGAUGGAGAGAGAAGGAGCCGGUAGACAGCCGGACAUGGGGUCUCCGACAAGCGGUGUUCGGAGAGAAGCAUCCGGAUACGAUUAACAGCAUGGCGUCUCUUGCAGCGACGUACCAUGAGCAGGGCCGAUAUGGCAAGGCCGAGCCAAUAAAAGCAAAAGCAUUACAGUUCCGAUGGGAAGUUCUUGGAAAGAAGCAUCCGGAUACCAUGCAGAGUAUGGCGGAUCUUGCAGAUACAUACUAUUCACAAGGUCGAUACGAUGAGGCUGAGAGGUUGACAAAUGAAGCACUAGAACUCCGACGAGAGGUGCUUGGGGAGAAACAUCCAGAUACGAUCAGCAGCAUGGCAGACCUCGCGGCGACGUGCCAUGCGCAGGGCCGAUAUGCCGAGGCCCAGAUAUUUAUGGGUGAAACACUGGCCCUCCGGCGAGAGGUGCUUGGAGAGAAGCAUCCUAAUACGAUCAGCAGCAUGGCGGAACUCGCGGCAGCGUACCAUACCCAGGGCCGAUAUGCCGAGGCCGAGAUAUUUAUGGAUGAAGCACUAGCCCUCCGGCGAGAGGUGCUUGGGGAGAAACAUCCUGAUGCGAUCUGGAGUAUGGCGGAACUCGCGGCAGCGUACCAUACCCAGGGCCGAUAUGAUGAGGCUGAAAGACUGAGGGACGAGGCACUGGAACUCCGACGAGAGGUGCUUGGGGGGGAGCAUCCAGAUACGAUCUGGAGUAUGGCGGACCUCGCGACGACAUACCAUGCCCAGCACCGUUAUGAUGAAGCCGAAGGCAUCUACCAAGAAGUAUUAGAUCUCCGACGAGAGGUGCUUGGGGGAAGGCAUCCAGACACGAUUUGGACCAUGGCAGACCUCUCGAUGACAUACCAUGAGCAGGGCCGAUAUGACGAAGCUGAGAAGCUGAAAGACAAAGCACUAGAACUCCGACGACAGGUGCUUGGGGAGAAGCAUCCAGAUACGAUCAGCAGCAUGGCGUCACUCGCCACGACGUACCAUAACCAGGGCCGGUAUAACACAGCCUUAGAGCUUCAUCAAACCGCCCUAGAUCUUCGUCGCAACACACUGGGAGCAACUCAUCCGGAUACAAUGCAGAGCGUGGCAUACCUCGCCUCGACACAGGAUGCGAUACAACAACCACCGUCUCUUGCGGAGUCGGUCCAGCCUUUAGCAGUUAAGCCAGUCAAGAAUUGAAGGGAGAGUAGAAGCCGCGGCGCAGGUCGUUAUGGGAGGUUACAUAAGAAGGCCCAUGGCCUCUGUGAACCGAGGUCCACGAGAAGUAGGGGCCUUGAUCAGUUUCUGCUUCUAUCUAAUGCUAUUUGUUACAGCCUAUGUUACGAACUACUGAUACAGUAUGGCGCCACGUAGUCCAGGACGAGUAAUUAGUUCGCUUGUUAGAUGCAAUUCAUUAAUGUACUGUAGUAUUAUAGGAAACGUGUUGAUGAGUGUGAUUGGAUACAAACUAUGGCUAAGACCAGAUACUGUAUAAAGACAAUUGAGACUGG